Pseudophryne corroboree (corroboree frog) is the source of this 3940-nucleotide messenger RNA. RefSeq names its product E3 ubiquitin/ISG15 ligase TRIM25-like. The transcript is spliced from 3 exons. Bases 351 to 2174 code for a protein of 607 amino acids. Gene Ontology annotation, molecular function: zinc ion binding; protein binding. The record is from RefSeq and is a predicted model, not a curated record. NCBI's taxonomy places the organism in Eukaryota, Metazoa, Chordata, Amphibia, Anura, Myobatrachidae.
CUGCAAAAGCCGGCGCUCCCUCCUGUUUGUACGCACAACCUGCCUCUUCUCAAUCUCCGUACACAGGGGUAGACGGGAUCGGGCUGCUCAGUGAGGUUUCCCGCGCAUUUGAGCCUGGCUGCUGUGAUUAAGGUUGCCGCAUCCUUGAGCCUCCGUGCUGCGAGAGAGUCAGUGGAACGCGGGUGCGUCAGUGGCUGUCAGGGGCCGGGUACUGCGCUCACUGGUGGUGGGGGUUACGCUGCAGUCCGGAAAAGAGACACUUUGCUUGCCAAAUCAGGUGGUGUCCUUUGAAGCUGUGGUUCUUUUAUGUGACAGACCGGUUUUGCCCACUUUUUGCACAAAAAAGUGUAAUGGAAGAUUUGGAUUCUGCUGAUACAGGAAAUACUGCAAAUAGUUCCAUCUGUUCUGUGCAAAAAGAAGCAAUGACUUUGAAAUGUGUAAAAUGUGGAUUCUAUUGCGGUAAUUGUAUUGGGAGAGUUCUGGAUGCCCCUGAAGCAUCUGAGGUAUUUUCCGAUCCUGAGUGCAAAUCGGAGCAACUUGACCAACCAGUAUUACUUAGGAACGUCGUGGAGAAGUUUAGGUCUUCUCAGUCACAGCAGGUGGAAGUCCAGGUCUUCUGCACAAACUGUCUUUCCUCUGCUGUGCAUGCAGUUAAAACAUGUCUGCAUUGCGAGGUUUCUGUUUGUGAGGAUCACCUGAGGGUACAUAGCAAGUCAGCUGAACAUGUUUUAGUUGAACCAACCACUUCAGUGGAGAACAGAAAAUGUCCUGUCCACAAGGAGGUCCUUAAAUAUUACUGUUCUGAUGACUCCACCUGCAUUUGUGUAUCCUGUUGCCUUAUUGGGAAACACAAGGGUCAUGAAGUAGAAUCAUUAGUUGAGGCUUCAGGCAAAAAGAAAUCUAAGUGGUCGUCCAUCCUCAAAAUGGUAAUUUCAAAGAAAGAGUUGAUUAUGAAAAGAGUGGAGAAUCUUCAAGAGCACAAACUAGAUACUCAACAAAGAGGAGUUUGUUUAUCAAAGCGAAUCUUGAAACUGCUUAAGGACAUCAGAGCCCAGCUAGAUGCCAUGGAGGAGACCAUCCUGAAUGACAUAACCAAACGGGUACAUCAGGUUGUACACACUGCUGAUGAUUUAAUAAAACAGUUAGAAUUAAAGGGUGGAGAGCACGAUCAGCAGAUGGCUCAUAUUGAAAAACUGUGCAGCUUAAAUGACCCGUUUGAUAUUUUACUUCAGGAAAUGGAUACAGCAGAAUUUGAUAAUGAUUUGGAUGAGUUAGAUGAGGAAUAUGAAGAGAGCACAAGUGCUUCUCAGCAUAUAGAGGAGGAAUAUGAUAAUGAAGAGGAGGAAUAUAAUGAUUUCAAAAUUGCUACGAAUUUUACAGAGGAGGAUGAUGACUAUGACCUGGAUGAGGAAGGAAACACAGAGGAAGCAGAGGGUUAUAAUGAAGAGGAAGAAAUGAAUGAUGAAGAUUAUGAAACCGAGGAAGAUGAUGAUGAAACUGAGGAAGAGAUGGAAUAUGUUGAUUGGGAUUAUGACUGUUAUGGAGAGGAUGAAGAUGCUGUUGGGUUUCUAGAUGAAGAUUUAAUCUCUAACUCAAUGCAGGGGACUUUAGCUAAAAUUAUGCAUAGUGCUAGUGGAGGCUUUUAUGUGCAAGAGACAUCAGAAGUACUGCUUGAUCUAAAUACUGCUGCUUCAAAUAUAGUGAUUUCUGAGGACUUAAAAACCGCCACUUGUUCAUCUCGUCAGCCUUAUCCGGAAACGCCAGAGAGAUUUUCAUGCUGGCAGGUUCUAAGCAGCACCUGCUUUUCUUCGGGAAGACAUUACUGGAAAGUUGAGGCCAGCCAGACGGCAGACUGGAGUAUUGGUAUAGCCUAUGCCAGCAUAGAUAGAAAAGGAUGUUACUAUAGCAUUGGUUACAAUAACAAAUCGUGGUGUUUAAGUAACUGUCUAUACAGACCAGAUUAUUUUGCUGUAAAUGACAGUAAGGAGACAAUGUUACCCUUCCAGAGUUCUUGCCAGCAAAUUGGAGUAUACUUGGACUAUGAUGAAGGAAGACUGUCAUUUUAUGAGCUGUCCAAUCCAGUCAAACAUCUGCACACAUUUACCACCACUUUCAGUGAGCCUGUUCAUGCUGCGUUCUAUGUCUGGUGCGAUUGGGUGAAAAUAAUAAGCUAACUAAUUUUAGAAGAAUAGUUUCUAGAGGCUAAUUUUCAUCAUUUAAAUACACCAGAGGAAUAACCUCUUCCAUGGUCUUUAUAGUAUAGUGUGCUUUGUCCACACUCCAGGAACUUUCAUUUGUUGUGGGCGAAAGGUCACUUACAAAGUUGUACCAGGAGCAGCAGUGGUUGUUUAUAUUCACUUGCUGCUGCACCUGAGAGUCCAGAAAAGCUGCAAGAGAGUUUAGUCUUGACUUCUAUUGUCUAUAAGAAAUGACUCUAAAAAAAAAAAUGUAUUUUAGUCUGUUAAGUUUUCUGUAGUAAGAUUACAUCUACGUUAGAAUGUAUUGGUUAUACUGUAAGCAAUAAGAUGGUGACUGUUAAACUCCUUAGGAUCAGGCCAAGCACUUUCACUUUUCACUAUCCCUCUAGGCUGAAUGAAUGGCACCUAGUAGUAAUGGCUGCAUACUCCCUGUGUGCGUGUAUCCCAAGCAAUUGGUUGCUGGUAUAGUGGAUAUCCGUUACAGUGAUGGCUAUAAAAAGCUUUUUUUUCCUGUUGCCAGCUUUAGGGCCCCGCCCCCAUUUUUAGAUGGUAGUUUGUAUUUUAGAGAAGUUAUCAAUGUUAACCAGAAACCUCAGAUAAUGAAGCAUUCUAAAGUUGCAUUCUAAGAACUUCUAGAUGUUAAAAACCAAACAUCAGUCUAGUGUUGCUGUGUUUGCUUCUUUAGUGUUGAGAAAAACUUUAAGUUAGGUUCGUGGGUGUUUUCUGAUGGGUGUUAAUAAAGAGCAAUUAAGCGUUAUGAAUUAGUUGUAAGUUGGGAAUUUUUAUGGUUUUGUUUUUUUUUGUUGUUUUUUGUUGUAUGUUAAAAACAAGCAUGUAGUCUGCUGGAAAAAUGAGAGGCUGCACACACUGACAAUCUGGGGCUAAGCCAUCCCAGAAAAUCUGGUUGGUACUUUGCUGUAGCACCAGAGAGGAGUUUGCUGAAUGAAGCAUGAGCAUAACUGGGUACAGUUUAGCCUGCUACAGAACUACUGUAUCUGACUGCAGAGUCAAUAAGACGCCGGUAACCAUAUAAACUCAUUUGUUUCUACCUAGGAAUAUAAAUACCUACCACUGGAGGAGAUCCUAGUGCGAAGGCACAAUUAAACAAUGCUACUUCAGUUCCAGCAGGUAAUCUUUGCUGCAGACUAAUAGUUACAGAGUGAAUUAUGAGGUACAUGCUGAGACAUAAUUAUGUGGAUAUAAGAGAAUCUGGGAGAUUUAGAAUAAUCUCUACAACGCAAGACACUAUUACUCCACUUAAAGGGUUGAAUGCAAAGUCAAAUGAUCAACUGUAGAGAAUGGUCUCUGAUAGAUCAAACUAUAUGGCUAAUUAAACUAAGAGCAUUAACCUGGAAGACUACCUGGAGAAAUGUCUAUACGACAUGUUGAAAGAGUUGCUUGCCGUUUAAUAAGCCUACCGACUCCCAAUAAAGUUGCUGAUAUGUUCAGCAGGACACCUCUGUGGCUAAUUGUUGGUUAGACUACCUUGCUGAUGAUCGCCUGUUAUCUUGGCUUCUGAGGUGGUUCCUCUAAAUUUACUAAUUGUUUGCCCAGCAGCCAACAUUUCAGGUCAUCCUGGAUGAUUCACAUGGGGUGUUGGGCUUUUGUUUGACUUAUUUCUGUAAUUCUGAGAAUUUUAAUGCGAGACAAAAUAAAUGUUCAUUUAUGGUAGAAGUAGCCGAGUAUAAUGUUUGUCCAUCUGCCCAAGCUGUAAAAAAAUAAUAAAAAUUAAAACCUUCUAC